AUGCUUCGCUCUGUCUGUAUAGUACAUUGCUAUGACCCCAACGAAGCCGGCCAACAAGACCCAACAAAUAGAUCAUGCAACAGUUUCCGUCACGGUUGUGGCCUUAUGUUAAUGAGUUCCUGCCCAGAAGAAUGUCUCGAUGCAAUUCCCACAAAUUUGAUCUUCAAUGGCAGCCUCAAAUUCCACGAGAACUCCUCACAUCACGGAGAGGCCAGUUACAUGGCGAAAUUGCGAGCCACAGCGGCCUUUGCCAUUCUCUACUACUUUAACACCGGGUUGGGCAUUACAGCCGGCUACCAUCGUCUAUGGGCGCAUUCUUCAUACCGAGCGUCAACCCCUCUCAAGAUCUAUCUGGCGGCCGUCGGCGUUGGCGCCUGCCAGGGUUCUAUUCGAUGGUGGUCGAGGGGGCACCGCGCCCAUCACCGGUAUACCGACACAGAAAAAGACCCUUAUUCCGUGCGCAAGGGCUUCUGGUAUUCUCACAUUGGCUGGAUGGUCAUCAAACAAAACCCGAAGAAUAUUGGGCGGGCGGACAUCACUGAUUUGAACGAGGACCCAAUCGUGAUCUGGCAGCACAGACACUAUAUCAAGGCUGUGCUUUUUAUGGGCCUUAUCUUCCCUACCCUGGUUUGCGGCAUUGGUUGGGGUGACUGGGCGGGUGGCUUUAUCUACGCGGGGAUUCUACGGGCGAGCUUCGUCCAGCAAGCCACCUUCUGCGUCAACUCUUUGGCCCACUGGAUAGGAGAGCAGCCGUUUGACGAUCGGAACUCGCCUCGCGAUCAUGUUAUCACAGCUCUCGUAACACUAGGGGAAGGCUAUCAUAACUUCCAUCACGAGUUCCCCUCGGAUUACCGGAAUGCGAUCCAGUGGUGGCAGUAUGAUCCGACAAAGUGGUCGAUCUGGAUGUGGAAGCAACUGGGUCUGGCCUAUGAUCUGAAGCAAUUCAGGCAGAACGAAAUCGAGAAGGGCCGACUACAGCAGGAGCAAAAGAAGCUCGAUAUCCGGCGGUCCAAGCUCGAUUGGGGCACCCCGAUUUCUCAGCUGCCCGCCAUGACAUGGGACGAGUUCCAGACCGAGUCGGCUAGUGGGCGAGCGCUGGUCGCCAUUGCCGGGGUCGUUUAUGAUGUGGCCGAGUUCAUUCAAGAGCACCCGGGCGGCAAAGCGUUCAUCUCCUCGGCCAUUGGGAAGGAUGCCACCGCCACCUUCAAUGGCGGGGUCUACCAGCAUUCUAAUGCGGCACACAACCUGCUCUCGACUAUGCGCGUGGGAGUGAUCUACGGAGGUGGCGAGGUGGAAAUUUGGAAGCGCACCUACUCCGCGAAGCUGAAUGUCUUUGGUAACUGUGAACACAUACCGCCAGUAGGCCUGGUCAAGUACCUCAAGUCAUACGGUUGA
Messenger RNA from Aspergillus terreus NIH2624, 1395 nucleotides. Its product is annotated as acyl-CoA desaturase. Gene Ontology annotation, cellular component: endoplasmic reticulum membrane. The transcript is spliced from 4 exons. Bases 1 to 1395 code for a protein of 464 amino acids. Gene Ontology annotation, molecular function: iron ion binding; heme binding; stearoyl-CoA 9-desaturase activity. Gene Ontology annotation, biological process: unsaturated fatty acid biosynthetic process. The record is from RefSeq and is a predicted model, not a curated record. NCBI's taxonomy places the organism in Eukaryota, Fungi, Ascomycota, Eurotiomycetes, Eurotiales, Aspergillaceae.